UGAUAACCUCUCACUUCUAGCAUCUAACGAUAGUCCGAUAUAUUCUCAGUAUCGCACUAUAAUACGUGUGACCAUAUAAUACUAUUUAAGGUUUAACCGCAACUUCGUGUGUCAUAAGGAUAUGCAUUGCUAUAAAAGCAUUCGUUUGCGACGCAUUAACAGUCUAGUGCGGGAAUUUAUUUUAUCAACUGUCAUUAUUCACUGCAAUUAGUAAAAACAGGUAAUUCGAAUCUCCACGGGGAAAGUACAACUAAUUCGACAUACCUAUGCAAUUUGAAGCACUUCUACGACGUUGUUCUAUGCUCUCUGAAGAAGGUUUAAAAUGAGCCGUAUCAUGUACUGCAGUUCCAAAUUUUAACUGAUCCAAAGAAAGAAAAACUAAACCGCAUGGAAAGCAUAUGCAUGGAUGCAGUGGAUUCUGGGCGACGCGGGGAGCGACGGCGCCACGGCGAUGGAGGAUGAGGUGCAAUAAAAGCUAGCUACGAUUGAUGCGAUCUCAGAAUUUUAAUCUGAGCUCUAGAAGAUCACUUUGCUUCUGCUUGCUUUAAAAAAGUUUUUUUCAAAAAUGAUCACAAAAUCGAUACCCGAAUGGUUUGCCAAUAGAAACAUUCUCGUCACUGGAAGUACUGGAUUUAUGGGAAAAGUUCUAGUCGCCAAAUUAUUACUAAGUUGCCCUGAUAUUGGAGAUAUCUUUUUAUUAAUUAGAAAAAAGAAAUGCUUUGACUCGCAUGCAAGGUUGCAGCUCUUACUGCAGCAAGAGCCAUUUAGAAUUCUUAGAGAACAGUACCCGGAACGUCUGAUGAAAUUGAUAGUUAUACAUAGUGAUAUAACUGUCGAAGGAAUGGCUCUAUCUAUUGCGGAUAAGGAACGCCUCAUGAAUGUUUCCGUUGUCUUUCACAUGGCCGCUAAUGUCAGGUUCGACAUGUCAUUGAAAACAGCCAUCAGGAUGAACACCAUAAGCACUGCAAACGUCGUAACGUUAGCAAAACAGCUGUCUUUACUCGAGGCGUUUAUUUACAUUUCGACAUCUUUUUGUCAAUGUGGCGAGUCAGUGUUGGAGGAACGCGCUUAUCAAACUAAAAUCUCACCAGAAAGCGUUAUUCAUAUGGUCAAUACGAUGACGGAUGAUGCUCUGGAAGCAAUGAGAUUCAAAUUAUUGGGUGAGCAACCAAACACGUAUGCCUACAGCAAGGCACUCAACGAAGAUUUCGUGUCGAGAUGUGGACUACCUGUAGGAAUCAUACGACCGUCGAUAGUGAUAGCAUCUUACAAAGAGCCUGUGCCUGGAUGGGUGGACAAUAUGAACGGCCCAACUGGAUUAAUGAUUGGCGCGGGUAAAGGAGUGAUACGAUCUAUGCUCUGCAACGCGAAUUAUAUGAGUGAUAUGAUUCCCUGCGAUAUGGCUAUAAAUGCAACGAUAGCUCUGGCCUGGCAGGUCGGGACGGAGAAAUCUACCAAUCCGAUAUUUUUAAACGCCACAGCGAAUCAAAAGAAUCCGAUUUCUUGGGGAGAUGCUUUAGAACUUGGGAAGAAACACGUAUUCGAGAACCCCUUUUCUCAACCGCUAUGGUAUCCCGGUGGAAGAAUGACUUCCUCCAAAGUUUUACAUUGGCUUGCCGUCAUAUUCUUUCAAAUUAUACCCGCCUAUCUAUUAGACAGUCUACUUAUUGUGACUGGAAAUAAACCCUUUCUGGUGCGAGUACAAAUUAGAGUAAAUGCCGGAUUAGAUUUGCUUCAAUAUUACACUAUGAAACAGUGGAUUUUUCGCAAUGACAAUCUGCGCGAUUUGCAGCAUCGAUUAUGUCCAUCUGAUAAAGAGAUAUUUUUCAUGGACACGAAAGUUAUCCAUUGGAACGAAUAUAUAUUAAAGUACAUUUUAGGUACGAGGCAAUAUUGCCUAAAGGACGAUCCUUCGACAUUGCCACGAGCGAGACGAGUCUUUACAUAUUUAUAUUUCGCUGAUUGUUUGCUAAAAUUAAUAUUUGGAAUUUUCCUUGUUUGGAUAAUGUAUACCUGGACGAUUUCCGCUAAGCCUCUCGUAGCGAUGUUAAUUCAGCCAAGUAAAUAAGUGUGUAGAGAUUUGUUUAACUCUUUACAGUAUGGAGAUUAAUUAUGUAACUUCUUUCUUAAAAUAAAAACAUAAAAGUAACAAAUUUUUGUAUGUGUGUGUGUA
Molecule: messenger RNA, 2173 nt
Organism: Atta colombica
Lineage: Eukaryota; Metazoa; Arthropoda; Insecta; Hymenoptera; Formicidae
Product: putative fatty acyl-CoA reductase CG5065
Exons: 10
Coding region: 566-2068 (500 amino acids)
Biological process (GO): long-chain fatty-acyl-CoA metabolic process
Cellular component (GO): peroxisome
Molecular function (GO): alcohol-forming very long-chain fatty acyl-CoA reductase (NADP+) activity
Source: RefSeq, a predicted model, not a curated record